UUUAUAGAAGUUUCAAAGGGUUGUGGUCCUUGUAGAGACACUCAUUGAUCCGAGGUAGCGCCAUAACCUACGAAGAAGACGUGCAAUGUGAAACUAACAGAGCCUACUUCUUUUUCAGGUUACUGAAUCUUUCUUCUCAGUGUCUAGAUGAAACUCUCAUUCAUGGAAAGACUUUUCACCUUGACAUUAUAGAACCAAGCACGGCAAGUACGUAGGCCACAUCAAUUUGGUUUGGUUUGUACAAAUCAAAAUCACAAAGCGGUAGUUGUAGAAGUCUUCCAAAUCGUAAGCAAUUCAUCAUUAUGAACAGUGAAAAACACAUAUAAGUAGACGUGCAAUAAGACUUACAAACAUAUCUAUACAGAGUAAAAAUGGUGUCUCUGUAUGAUCUCUUCCUCUACACCAUUAUCUUCUUCAUUUAUCUAGUUUUUAUGGUUUUGUUAGGAACUUGCUUCAAGAACAGAUCCAAGAAAUACAAUCUUCCUCCAAGUCCAUUAGGCCUUCCCAUCAUUGGACACCUCCAUCUCCUAGAUACUUUUCCUAACAGAUCUUUUCAGAAACUAUCAUCUCGUUAUGGUCCUAUAUUUUAUCUUCGUCUCGGUUCACAUCCAUGCGUUGUCACUUCUUCUCCAGAACUCGCCAAAGAACUACUCAUGAACAAUGAGAAAAAAUUCCUCACACAUCCAGCAAGUAUUGCUAUACAUCAUGUUACUUACGAGUCAUCUGGUUUUGCCUUUUGUUCUUACGGACCUUACUGGAAAUUCAUGAAGAAACUUGUUAUGUCUCAAUUUCUUGGAGGUUCAGCACUUGUUCAACUUCAACCUGUUCGUAAAGAUGAGAUUCAUCGGUUAGUUCGUUACUUAGUUAGCAAGUCAAAAGAGGGUGCAGAAGUUAAUGUCACCGAUGAAUUGAUGAAGCUUUCAACCAAUAUAGUUACUCGAAUGAUGGUAACUAAUAGGUAUUCUACUGAUGGAAAGGAAGCUCAAGAUGAGGAACUUCGCAAUUUAAUCCGAGAGGUGUCAGGAAUCUUUGGUCUGCUAAAUGUGCAUGACUUUUUAGAUUUUAUACCUCGGUUUUUUGACUUUCAGGGAGUUCUCAAGACAGCCAAGGAUGUUCGGCGUCGAUACAAUGUGUUGCUGGAAGAAAUCAUGGUGGAUCGGGAAGAAGCUAGAAAGACGAGGAAGGGUGAUGGAGAAAGGGACGUUUUGGAUAUGUUACUAGAUGCAGUAGCCGACGAGAAAUCAGAUGUGAAAAUCACAAGAGAUAACGUUAAAGCCGUCGUGUUGGAUAUCGUCACGGCUGGAACUGAUACAUCUGCUGGUGCAGUAGAAUGGGCAUUAGCGGAACUCAUCAACCAUCCUAAAAUCUUCAAGAAAGCCAGAGCAGAAAUUGAUUCAGUCGUAGGAGUAAUGAAUAGAUUAGUCGAAGAGUCAGACCUUCCAAGCCUUCCUUACCUUCAAGCGAUAUUUAAAGAAAUCCUUCGACUACAUCCACCCGUUCCAUUGCUUAUAAGGGAUUCAACUCAUGAUUGUAAAGUUGGAGGUUAUGAUAUUCCAGCUAAUACUAGACUCUUUGUGAAUGUAUGGUCCAUGAAUAGAAACCCAAAGUACUGGAAAGAUCCUUUAGAAUUCAAACCAGAAAGGUUCAUUGCAAAUGAGAAUACCGGUGAGAACUAUGAUGUUAAAGGCCAACAUUUUGAGUUCCUACCAUUUGGAACUGGGAGAAGAGGGUGCCCGGGAAUGUGGUUGUCUUUACUAGAAGUUCCCACAGUGUUGGCUGCAAUGGUACAAUGUUUCGAUUGGAAGAUAGUCGGAAAGGAUCCAAUGAUCGAUAUGAGUGAGCGAUUUGGAUUGACACUUCCAAAGGCAGAUCCUCUUACGCUUAUCCCUGUUACUCGAUUUGAUCCUUGUAUUGUCGUCUAAGUUUAGCUUGUGCAAAAGCCAUCCCAUUAUUAAAUAAGAUUUGUGUAAAAAAAAUUGCACUAUGUAUGCUUUUACUAAAAAUCAUUAGAUGUUUAGCUUCCAGUUGAGCUCCCAACAAAUCCUCAAGAAGCUAGCUAUAGCUUUGUAUAUCAAAUUUCGUCAAUCGUUGACAAAUCUUGUUUUUCUAAAAUUAAUGUAACUGCUUUUCUUUUCAUUGA
This is a messenger RNA of Papaver somniferum (opium poppy), 2140 nucleotides long. RefSeq names its product cytochrome P450 93A3-like. The record is from RefSeq and is a predicted model, not a curated record. The transcript has 2 exons. NCBI's taxonomy places the organism in Eukaryota, Viridiplantae, Streptophyta, Magnoliopsida, Ranunculales, Papaveraceae. Gene Ontology annotation, cellular component: membrane. Gene Ontology annotation, molecular function: iron ion binding; oxidoreductase activity, acting on paired donors, with incorporation or reduction of molecular oxygen, NAD(P)H as one donor, and incorporation of one atom of oxygen; heme binding. The coding region runs from base 372 to 1922 and encodes 516 amino acids.